Messenger RNA from Cantharellus anzutake, 422 nucleotides. RefSeq lists its product as uncharacterized. Lineage: Eukaryota; Fungi; Basidiomycota; Agaricomycetes; Cantharellales; Hydnaceae. Bases 31 to 381 code for a protein of 116 amino acids. The record is from RefSeq and is a predicted model, not a curated record. The transcript has 3 exons.
GUUUCAACGGGACGAGGUGGAUCUGGUAACAUGAUACUUGACCUUUCAGUUUCUCGCGAACGGCAAAGCUCACCAUCUGGAAGAGAGUUAUCACCAGUUUCUCACUCCGGCAGUGUAACCCACAUUGGAAGAGGUGGACGUGGGAACGUUCAUUCGCCUUCUCCUGCUGAUGAGGCGAUCAAUCGUCAGAUUGUGGAGGAUGCAGCGCUUGCUCACGAACACGACGUGGCUCGAGAAGGUGUUCAGUUCACAGGCAGAGGUGGCUAUGGAAACAGGCGUACCAUUUCCCCUGCUCCCGAAUUACCUUUGACCGACAAAGUUAGGGGUCGUCCCCAAGUGAUCCGUUUUCUUGGAUCGGUGAGCGAGAACGUCGCACAUUAAGAUCGAAGCGAAACCAUCACCCUCAAGUUAUUUCACCGACC